AUGUUGUCAAGGACCAUCAGGAGGAGCAUUGCGUCGCCGCUUCGGCGCAAUGUCUUCGUCCCUGCCGCCGCGCGCCCUGCCUUCAGGACCGUCACCACGGAUGCCGCUUCGUCGCACGCCGAGGAGGUGCCGAAGGAGGAUGACAAGCCUUUCGAGGUCCGCCUCUCCGACGAGAGCUUCGAGACUUAUGAGCUUGACCCGCCGGCGUACACGCUCGACACCACGAAGGCCGAGCUGAAGCAGAUGUACUAUGACAUGGUCGCUGUACGACGCAUGGAGAUGGCCGCCGACAGGCUCUACAAGGAGAAGAAGAUCCGCGGUUUCUGCCACUUGUCCACCGGUCAGGAGGCUGUCGCUGUCGGUAUCGAGCAUGCUAUCGAGCGCGCCGACCAUCUCAUCACCGCCUACCGUUGCCACGGCUUCGCUCUUAUGCGCGGCGGAACUGUCAAGUCCAUCAUCGGUGAAUUGCUUGGCCGGAGAGAGGGAAUCGCCUACGGAAAGGGUGGAUCUAUGCACAUGUUCGCCCCUGGAUUCUACGGCGGUAAUGGUAUCGUCGGUGCGCAGGUUCCCGUCGGCGCCGGUAUCGCUUUCGCAAACCACUACGAGAACAAGAAGAACGUUACCCUUGCUCUGUACGGAGACGGUGCCUCCAACCAGGGUCAGGUCUUCGAGGCCUACAACAUGGCCAAGCUGUGGAACCUCCCUAUCAUCUUCGCUUGCGAGAACAACAAGUACGGUAUGGGUACCGCAGCUAACCGCUCCUCCGCCCUCACCGACUACUACAAGCGUGGCCAAUACAUCCCGGGUCUGAAGAUCAAUGGUAUGGACGUCCUCGCCGUCAAGGCCGCCACCAAGUUCGGCAAGGAAUGGUGUGCCGCCGGAAAGGGACCCCUCGUCUACGAGUUCGUCACCUACCGAUACGGAGGUCACUCCAUGUCCGACCCGGGAACUACCUACCGCACCCGUGAGGAAAUCCAGCGUAUGCGCAGCACCAACGACCCCAUUGCCGGACUGAAGCAGAAGCUUCUAGACUGGAGCGUCGUCACCGAGGAGGAGCUCAAGACUAUUGACAAGGAGGCCCGCGCCAACGUCGAUGCCGAAGUUGCUGAAGCCGAGAAGAUGGCGGUGCCCGACGCGGUCCCCAAGGUCCUUUUCGAGGACAUCUACGUCCGUGGCUCCGAGCCUGAGUUCCUGCGCGGCAGAAUUCCCGAGGAGAACUUCUACUAUACCGAGGCGGAUUUGGGCAAAGAGAAGGAGGCUCCUGCCCGGACUUAA
This is a messenger RNA of Didymosphaeria variabile, 1275 nucleotides long. It is a transcript of the gene PDA1, whose product is annotated as alpha subunit of pyruvate dehydrogenase. Gene Ontology annotation, biological process: pyruvate decarboxylation to acetyl-CoA. The transcript is spliced from 5 exons. Gene Ontology annotation, molecular function: pyruvate dehydrogenase (acetyl-transferring) activity. Lineage: Eukaryota; Fungi; Ascomycota; Dothideomycetes; Pleosporales; Didymosphaeriaceae. The record is from RefSeq and is a predicted model, not a curated record. Gene Ontology annotation, cellular component: intracellular membrane-bounded organelle. The coding region runs from base 1 to 1275 and encodes 424 amino acids.